AGCACCCGUCCCAUUCGAAUCAUUCCAUCCCAACUCCGGACAAAAGCAACAGUAAAACUCAAAAUCUAAAAAAUUUUCGGAGAAAAAAAUUUCAACGGAAAUAUUCAGUCAAUUAAUUUCUGUGACAAAAAUUUUUAUCAUUUAACAAAUAUUUAAUAUUAAUUAUAAAAUCAGCAACAUGAAUAUGACAGUGGAGGACUACGAACAUUAUCAACGCAUCAUGCUGGAGCUGGAGAACGAGAAGCUCUUGACUUUUGAGGAUAUCCUGGAACUGACUCAGGUAUCUCCCCGCGCCCUGGCCAGGACCCUUGAUGCGCUGGUCCGCGAACGUCGUUUCUACGUCGACAAAAAGGGAAAAGGUCCGGCGGGAGCUGCUGGAUAUUCGGGGACAUUGGGACAUGCAGGAACAUCGGGACAUGCGGGACAAUCUGGAACCUCGGGACUACCGGGACCAUCAAGAUAUUCGGGACUACCGGGAUACCCACGCGCCCCUGGAUACGGUGGAGCUGCGGGUUACACAUCACACUCUGGACUCCCGGGACCAUCCGGUCACUCAGUUAAGUCGGGAUCAUCAGCGUCCUCUGGAAUAUCGAAAUAUCAAGGAUUGAUGCCAUCAGGAUCGAAAGGCGCCAAGAAGAAACUUGAUCUGGAAUUCGAGAAAAAGGCAGCUUCCCAGUUGGAGGCCAAUGAUGGCGCUGGCGCCCUUUGUUCAGCUUUCAAUACACUGAACCUCAACGAGAUGGAGGAUGACGGCGAGGUCAUGAGCUUCGAGGAGCUGGUCGUCCUUACCCGUACACAUCCAUUGCUGCUCGAACGCAGCCUUCGCCACAUGGCUCGCCGUGGCCGAUUCCUGAAGGACGAAUAGAUCGACGCCGUUCUGGAACAACAAUCAUUCAAUCAAAAAAGAAGCGAGUUCAAAUGUUUGAUGUUCAAUUAGUUUUUAUAUACAAGGGGUUACUUCACAUACAAGACACACUUACAAGUAGUUGCGGCGUUUUUAAAAUUUUUAAAUGUUGAAAAAUUAAAAUAUAACAAAAUUUGCAUGUUAAAAGCUAAA
This is a messenger RNA of Drosophila ananassae, 1057 nucleotides long. Its product is annotated as collagen alpha-2(I) chain. The transcript has 2 exons. Bases 179 to 865 code for a protein of 228 amino acids. The record is from RefSeq and is a predicted model, not a curated record. NCBI's taxonomy places the organism in Eukaryota, Metazoa, Arthropoda, Insecta, Diptera, Drosophilidae.